AUGAACAAUACACGGAAUCAAACGUCCGGCGGAGGUGGUCAACGACGAACGACGUCGAGUACAACAGGGAAUGGAACCGGAAGAAAUGCGUCAACAACGAACGGGUCGGGAACUGGAAAUGGGACGGGAACAAACACUUCUACCGGCGCCCGCAUUGCCGAGGCGGCACGUAGAACAGCCGCGCCUGCCGUUGACAUUAUCGCCGCCGGGGUCAACGCGCUGACCAGCGACACAAACUUUGACAACUCACCUGCAAAACCUGUCGCUAAAAAGCUAGCUCAAACCCUCGGGGACACUCGUUACGCCAUCGUGGGUGCCUGCGCCCUCGGGCUUUUAGAUAUCAACAUCAAGCGUCCCGUUCAAGACGUGGAGGUGUUUGUCCCUACUGGCCAAACCGCCAAGACAGCCACGGCAUUGUGUGCUCCUUCGAAUAACGGCUUCAAAUCGUCUUCCUCGACGGGCAAACUCCGGGUCUGGUACGAGAAAGAUGGCAACAAGGUCCCUAUUCUCUUCCGGGAGCCGGCAAGGCUUCAGCAAGACUAUCCUAACGCAAAUGGCUUUUUCAUGGUUGGAAAAGUCCGUGUCCUGAAGGCCUCACUGUUGUUAAACAUUCGGUGCUACUCGUGGUCGCAGAACAAUGCGAGUGGCAACAGGGAUAAACAAGACCAGGACGCCGCAGACAUCGACCACCUGCUGAAGUACAUUGCUUUGCAGACCAAGGAGGAACUUCCCCAUGCUACACCGCUGUUCCUUGUCAAGUUUGCUGCCUCCAAGCCAAUCGUCCAGGCAGGGUUCCGUUACAUUGGUACAUUCCUUGCUACAACCGCUGCAAUGUCUUCCCACGUCCCCGAGGUGCUGAUGAAGAAGGUCGACGAGUAUGUUGACUCGCUGGCGCCACAAAUCCAACCUCGCAUUGCCCAAGAACUGGACCUUUUUCAGCAGAAAACCAUUGACAGCCUUGAGGGACAGGUCGUCGAUGCUUUCCGUUCGCUUUUCAACAAAGACCAAGCUGCCACAGGUGGCCCUGCAGGCACCUCGAGGGGCCUAAACGACCGCGUCCCUGAUGCAUAUGGCGGCCAGUCGUUACCCUUUGCCGACGAGAUCGCCGACCUCACACGCAGUUUCACCAACAUCGCAGGCGGGGCGGGAGAUGACUUGCGCGACAUUUUCAACCUGACCGAAAACCGCGAGGCUUCGAGCGAGACUCGAUCCCGUGGGCCCGAGCCCAACGACAACCUGAACGUCAGGGGCUUCUUGUCCGCCGCCGUCCACGCAGUCCAGGACCACCUUGAAGUCAACAAGGGGUCAGAACGGCCGACUUUUCAACUAGACGGGCUGCUCGGCAUCCUUAGCGACACCGUGAAGGACGCCGCGCGCAACCCGGAAGAAAAGGCCCGUUUAAUCAGCCCCGAGAUCAAGGAGAAAGUCGGCGCGAAACUCCGAGAGCAACAUACCCCUAUCGCGGAGCAGUUCACUCGGAUUGCUCUCGACCACGUCAAACGCUGGUUGCGUGGAAACACAAGCACGCGGGAUCUCGGCGAUAGUGUCAAAGGGGAGAUCGAAGACCAAGUGAAAGACCUCGUCAAGGGACUCGGGGGCUUGUUUGGACAUAAGAAACAUCCGAGCCAAGGCACGUCUAGGGGUCUCGAAGAUCACGAUCGCGAUGCAGGGGACAAAGAGAAUGGUGGCGGCUUCUCCAAAGUCAUCAGCGAGAAGAUCAGCACAGGCCUUGCGAGAGUGCACAGGGAAGUACGCCUCGAGUUUCGAAAGAUUCUGGGUGGAAUCGAAAAACAACUUUUUGAGUUGCUGCCCGACCAGUUCCAAAAGCCGCUGGAGAAAAUACUCGGCGGCAAUCCAUUUGAUUCGCAACUCGACCGCGACGCACAGCCCCACGCCGACCGUGGGUUUGGCGACGACAUCAAAGCGAAACUCGUCAAUAAAAUCCGGGGUCUCGUGCGGAAGGUCCAGGAGACCCUACGCAGGAGUAUUUUGGGCGUCGUGAACGGCGGACACCGCAAAUUCGAGCGUGAAAGUUGGGUUUUUGUGCAGAACAUGGUGGAGCAGAAGGUUCAAAAAUACCUGCCCAAGGUCAAAAUUUCCGUUCCGGAUGAUAUCGGGAACGAAGGAGUGAGCGUGGGAGCGCCGAGCUCCAAUAUCCAACUCGGUGGUGGACAUCACGGUAACCCUCCUCCUGGGGUAAACCCCCCUCCACCUCAAGGAAGCCACUCCCCUCCUUCCCAUGGAAACUACCCUCCUCCUCCGUCUGGAAAACACGCUUCCCAUGGAAACUACCCUCCUCCUCCUCCGUCUGGAAAUCACGCUUCCCAUGGAAACUACCCUCCUCCUCCUCCGUCUGGAAAUCACUCUUCUCAUGGAAAUUACCCCCCUCCUCCCCAUGGAGGUUACCCGCCACCUCCUCCUCCCCCCUCUCAUCACCAGGAAUACAACACUGCACCCCAACAAGAAUACCGGCCUCAGCAGUACCAACCCCAGCAAGAAUAUCAACCAAGCCAUUACCAGCCGCGCCCGCAACAGCAUCCUCAGCAGCACCAAGCUGAUCAUCACGCCCAGCCGGACGAUUACCAGCCCCAGCUUUAUCAGCAGAACCAACAACAUGGGCACAACCCCGCAUACUAG
This is a messenger RNA of Chaetomium globosum CBS 148.51, 2637 nucleotides long. RefSeq lists its product as uncharacterized. The coding region runs from base 1 to 2637 and encodes 878 amino acids. Lineage: Eukaryota; Fungi; Ascomycota; Sordariomycetes; Sordariales; Chaetomiaceae. The transcript is spliced from 2 exons. The record is from RefSeq and is a predicted model, not a curated record.